CUAAAAUUAGACCCAGCUAAACGAACCCUGCACCCGCCUUCUCGAGCUCAUCCCACUCUGACUCAGCUCCACUGCGCCGCCGCUUACUCCACCGUAGACCUCCCUGACAACACUUUCUUAUCCGAUCACGUGUUCUCACCGGAGGUUGCUGAGAACUGUAGAUUUCAAUUAUCCGUGCUCAAGUCAACAAUCAAUUCCGUGAGCCACCGACUGUUUUGAAAUGAAUGCCUUCCAGGCUCCAGAAAUUUAAGGAACCAGCAUACACGAGCGCACGACCCGUUCAAUCACCCUCAUAUUCAAUUUCUUCCUCGGACAACCAGCCGCCGAUUUUCUGGAGUUGGGACACAAUGAACGAGUCGAUGAAGCAAUUCCAACAAGGACUUGUUGAGGUUGAAAUCGAAGCUGAAAAUCUUUUGUUGGCACGGCAUGAGUUAGUUGAAAUUGACCGACUGAGGAAUGGGAACAGGGAAGCUUUAACAGCACUAAGAAAGAGGGCCAGGACGACUAAAACCAGUGUCCCUUUGCCUUUUGAGUCGAUAAUGAGGGAUGUGGAUUCGAGGCCACUAGUGAAAGAGGUCUGUACAACUUGUGGUGAUCACAAUUCCAGGGAGAAGACAUUAUUAAUGUUCCCAGGAACUGAUUUGUUUGCAAGCAUACCGUUUCAUGCUGCUCAUACCAUAUUGGAGAAAGAUCAAGCACGCCUGGAUUUUGAUUCCAAGAAACUCCAGAGCUACGUGAAAGAGAAAUCCUUCUUGAUUUCAGAAAAAGGUGCUCUAGCUGACAAGAUCAGUCCUGGUGUGCUGAGAUCUAUGGUGACCUUAACUGACAAAACAAAGCUUGAGGGGAGAGAUUGAUACGUUGUAGUUUGCGGGAAUCAUAUCACUCAGGGUUUUUGAAUGCCUGAUGAAAAUGACUGAACAAGCAAUUGAAUAGGAAAGACAGCGACUGAAGAAGCUUCCCCUCUAUGAUGAAAGCUGCCCUCUGAGGUUGGACUUUCACCAAUCGAGCACAAACAUGUUAUGGUAAGGGGGAGAUUUCAGUUCCAUCUUUACAUUAAGGGUAGACUCGAAUUAAUUAAUUCUAGAUUAAAUAAUUUUGGCAUUAUGGAGCUUGCUCAAUUAUGACUUGAGAUGGGGCUCACCCAUCUUAUCAGAUAUUUGAUUCAUAAUUAUGUUUAUUAUGUGUUUUGAUUCAUAGUCCGGAUGUUUGAAACCAUGUUGGUGUGAUGGUAUCAUGUUGUUAAA
Messenger RNA from Striga asiatica, 1244 nucleotides. Lineage: Eukaryota; Viridiplantae; Streptophyta; Magnoliopsida; Lamiales; Orobanchaceae. The record is from the annotation of a GenBank genome assembly.